AUUUAGCACAACCAUUACGCAAACAGCGUAAAUCGAAAGCGGCAGUCUGUGCUUCAUUGAUAACAGUAGAGCAGCCUGUCUGUCACUGGGCGUUGGUAACAAGUAGAGACCAGAUGGAGAAAAUGGCUAAGCGGAUGAUCACCCAGGAAACCUUCGAUGCUGCUGUCAGGGAAAACAUGGAGGAGUUUGAGAUGGAUCCUGAUGAGGCUCUGAAGGAUGCUGUGAAGCAGUUUGAGUCUCAAGGUGUGAACCUCAAUUGUAUAAUACAAGUUGUACCACCGGUAUCAUCUGAUGGCAAACAAGAGCCAACACAUGAAGUCUUAAAGGUUUUGAAUUCCCUCUGCAUUGUAAAAGAUUCAGCCAGUGUGCAGGAUGUGAAGGCAGAUUUAAAACGCUUUACCGAGCUUUGUUCACUUGAACUUGCCCAGAGGUACCUGGCUGCUCAAAAAGACGCCUACCCAGUCAUCCUCUCUUACUGCAAAAAGGGUGUGGAGGAGCCGGAAGCUGUGUUUACCGCUCUCUCCGCCCUGGCUGCACUGACAAAUGGACAGCCAGACUUGUUGAAUGCAGAGGGCCAGCAAUUCCUUUUGAAUAUCCUCAAGAAGUACAAGGCAGAGUCCUCUGUGACACGUGUAGCCUUAACCACCGUCCGUCAAUGCUGUUUGAAACAUGAACAGAACAGGCAGGAUUUGGUCAAAGCUGGCAUCCUGCCUCUGCUGACCGGUGCCAUCAAACAACACGGUGAAAGUGCUCAGAUCGUCAAGGAGGCCACUGCAGCUCUCAAGGUCAUGACCUUUGACGAUGAUGUCCGAGUUGCCUUUGGGCAAGCUCAUGAACACGCAAAGAUGAUUGUUCUCGAGAAUAGUGGACUGAAGGUUUUAAUUGGGGCUGCGAAAGCUCACCUUGAUAAUACUUCUGUUCUGAGUGAGCUGUGUGCAACGUUGUCCCAUCUGGCUGUGAGGAAUGAGUUCUGUCAGGACAUCUGUGACCUGGGGGGAUUGAAACUCAUCAUGACGCUGCUUGCGGAAGGCUAUGAGAAAGCGGAGUUGAUUCGGCAGGUCUUUAGUGCAAUACGGGCCAUAGCAGGAAAUGACGACGUGAAAGACACAGUUGUUAAUGCCGGUGGAGUCCAGCUCAUUGUCAUUGCCAUGAACCGACACAUGAACAACUCCGCUGUGUGUGAGCAAGGCUGUGCAUGUCUCUCGGUGCUUGCUCUGCGUAAACCGGAAAACUGUAUAGUCAUCAUGGAAAAUGGAGGUGCCUUGGCUGCUGUGCAGGCUAUGAGGACACAUACCAAUUCGAUCAAUGUCCAGAAACAGGCAUGUAUGCUGAUGAGAAACUUGGUUGGCCGUUUGAGUAACCUAAGCCAACCAAUCCUGGAUCUGGGCGCAGAGGACCUGAUAAACCAGUACCUCAAGACCCAUCAAGACUGUGGAGACGUGGGUAAAGCAGCCCUCAGAGAUCUUGGAUGUCACGUGGAGCUCCGAGAGCUCUGGACCGGCAAACAUGGCAGCCUUACCCAGUGAAAGUAAAGAAGGGCAUUAAUGUACAUCCUUACAGUGAGCCUAAAGCUUCUUUUCAGGCAAGAAAAAAUGUUAUGUUGGAAUAGCCAAGAGUUUAAGAUGGUGCAUCUACCCAGUUUGACAAAGUUGUUAAAAGGAGAGGAUGUAGAACAAAUAUUUGUAAGCAGGCCACCUGUCCGACACAACGCCUGAGAGGUCAUUGUAGUCCAGGUAAUCAUGUUUUGUUUGCUCACAAAUCCUCUGUUGCCCAAUUUUAUAUCUGUACCACACUUUUGUUGAUAAUAUGUAGAUGUUAAUUUUCUUACUUUUUGUGCCAUGGGUUUAUCUUAAUAAAUGUAUUUGCUGCUAUGCAAACAUUUUACCUGCACUGGUUUGUGCAGUCUCUUUGCAGCCACAUUUAAAUGUAUUGAAUGAAUUAUACUUUUACUAGAUCUAAACAUUUCCUUUGUAUGUGUUUCAUUUGUUUAUCCAUUAUUACAAUUUAAAUUAAAAUCUCUGAUAGUAAGAUCUA
This is a messenger RNA of Notothenia coriiceps (black rockcod), 2034 nucleotides long. It is a transcript of the gene armc6, whose product is annotated as armadillo repeat containing 6. Gene Ontology annotation, biological process: hematopoietic progenitor cell differentiation. The record is from RefSeq and is a predicted model, not a curated record. The transcript has 8 exons. The coding region runs from base 114 to 1526 and encodes 470 amino acids. Lineage: Eukaryota; Metazoa; Chordata; Actinopteri; Perciformes; Nototheniidae. Gene Ontology annotation, molecular function: protein binding.